Messenger RNA from Papilio polytes (common Mormon), 552 nucleotides. RefSeq lists its product as uncharacterized. Gene Ontology annotation, cellular component: multivesicular body; cytoplasmic side of plasma membrane; ESCRT III complex. The record is from RefSeq and is a predicted model, not a curated record. Lineage: Eukaryota; Metazoa; Arthropoda; Insecta; Lepidoptera; Papilionidae. The transcript has 4 exons. The annotation marks the transcript as partial. Gene Ontology annotation, biological process: vesicle budding from membrane; late endosome to vacuole transport via multivesicular body sorting pathway.
CGGAGCCCAAUAAAAAAGUAACCCCAGUGACGGAGACAGAUGAAGCCUUAGUUAAGUUGACGUCAGCGGAGGCUCGACUUGAAGCUGACUUAGACAAACUUACAAAGGAACUUAAUUCAGCUGAUUCGGAUGCAAGAGCAGCACUUAAGUUGGGCAACAGACUCGCUGCCAAAAAUCACCUACGUCGCAAACAUAAAAUAUCCACACGAGUGCAGCGCUGCGACGCGGCGCUCGAUAAUGUGAGGCAACUUUUACAGCAAAUGAGGGAAGUCGACUCUAACACUGCUAUUGUGGACACAUACAGAACAAGUUCCCAAGCUAUGAAGCGUACGAUGAAGGAGGGUGGACUGGAAGAAGACUCAGUUUUCGAUACUAUGGAUGAAUUGAAAGAAGUAAGUGACAAUCUAAGUCAGAGAAAAGAAUCUGAACGUGACUUUGUGUUUGACGGAGAAGAGAGGAUGUUAGCGGAGUUGGAUAAGCUCAGUCUAGAAGAUACUACGCCUAAGAAGAUGGACAGGAAACCGGUAGCUGUUACUGAAACUGCUGAUAAUG